AUGACCAUGGGCAGGGUAGGUAUUUGGACUGAUCCACCAAAAGACCAGAAGACAAAGAGUGUUUAAGAUUUGUAUUUACACAGCUCAGUGGGGAUUGUGCUCAUGAUUCAUUGUUUUGCUUGCAGAUCAUCUUCUAUGAGGACAGGAACUUCCAGGGUCGCCACUAUGAGACCAGCAGCGACUGUCCCGAGCUGACCUCCUUCCUGAGCAGGUGUCACUCCUGCAGGGUGGAGAGCGGCUGCUGCAUGGUGUACGACCGUCCCAACUACACUGGAAACCAAUACCUCCUGAGGAGAGGCGAGUAUGCUGACUACAUGAGCAUGAUGGGAAUGUCCGACUGCAUCCGGUCUUGCCGUAUGAUCCCACAGGUAAGUUACUCUUUCUCUGUGUAGUUCCUCUGUCUGAUAUCUUUGAAAAGUUGAUCUCAUGUAAUUCCAGAUGCUCCCUUUGCAGCAUAGAGGAAACUACAGGAUGAGGAUCUAUGAGAGGGAGAACUUCACCGGUCAGAUGAAGGAGUUGAACGAGGAUUGCGAAAACAUCAUGGAGCGCCUCCGCAUGUCCGACUGUCAGUCCUGCAACGUGAUGGACGGCCACUGGCUGGCGUACGAGCAGCCCCACUUCAGAGGCAGAGUGAUUUACCUGAAGCCCGGGGAGUACAGAAGUCUCAGGGACAUUGCCUCCAGCAACAUGAGGGUCCAGAGUUUGAGGCGCAUCACGGACACCUGCAACUAG
This is a messenger RNA of Xyrichtys novacula (pearly razorfish), 732 nucleotides long. NCBI's taxonomy places the organism in Eukaryota, Metazoa, Chordata, Actinopteri, Labriformes, Labridae. The record is from the annotation of a GenBank genome assembly.